AUGGAUUUGAUGGAAACCAUGGCCGUUGAUCGUAUGAUCAUCACAGAUAAUCCAAGUCCAAGAAUCUCAUUUUCUGAUGAGGUUGCAAUGUUUAAAGACACUCCAUAUCGCUCAGAUUCUGCACAGUUUGACUCAGCUUCUGAUUUUGAUUUCUGUAUUACCAGUAACGGAACUUGUUUGGCUGAUGAGCUGUUUUCAGAUGGCCUAAUUCUACCUCUUCAACUUCAAGAAAAGUUUGUUAAAUCGAAACAGCUUUCGACGUCUAAGCCUCCACUGCCACUUCCUCCAACGAAUCAGAAUUUAAAGCAGGAAAGCAUUGAUCAAAAGCAUCAAUCAAAGGCACCUUUCUGGCAUUUGAAGAGAAGUAGUAGCCUUCAUUGUGAUCAUAAUUCCAAGAAAAGUUCAAUUUGGUCUUCGAUAUCGCGUAGUAAUUCAACAGGCUCUGUGCCCAAUUCGAAGAAGCUGUCCAAGAAUUCUUCUGCGAAGGUUUGUUCACAAAAGCCGCCAUUAUGGAAAAAUCCUAGAGGGCCUUAUGGUACUGGUGUUCAGAUUAGUCCAGUAUUGAAUGGACCACCUCCUUGUAUUAUUUCUGUGAAUACUGGUAAUCUCUUUGGUUUGGGGACAUUGUUUCGCAAUGGAAAAGGCAAGAACAUCAAGAAAUGA
Molecule: messenger RNA, 663 nt
Organism: Fraxinus pennsylvanica
Lineage: Eukaryota; Viridiplantae; Streptophyta; Magnoliopsida; Lamiales; Oleaceae
Source: the annotation of a GenBank genome assembly